ACGAAGCGAGAUGUCUCAUAGCAAUAAAUAAAGAUGAUCGGUGCAGUCCUCGCGCUACUGUCUUUACUUUUAUUUGUCGUAUACCAUGCGUCCACAUGGAAAUUCAAUUACUGGAAAAAGAGGAAGGUACCGUUCUUGCAACCAGCACCUAUCGUGGGGAACUAUGGGCCGUACAUCAUGCAGAAACAAUACGUCGGACACACGGCGCAAGAAAUAUGUGAGAAGUUUCCGAACGAACCAUACUUUGGAGCGUUUUAUGGCACGGAACCAACCCUGAUGGUACAGCAUCCAGAGAUGAUCAAAACGGUUAUGACCAAAGACUUCUAUUUCUUCAACAGCCGAGAAAUAGCUAAUUACACUCACAAAGAAUUAGUCACACAAAGCAUAUUCUUUACCUACGGGGACAAGUGGAAAGUGUUGAGGCAGAACCUGACGCCUAUCUUCUCGUCUGCAAAAAUGAAGAACAUGUUCCACUUGAUUGACAAAUGUGCUCAUGUGUUUGAAAAUAUGUUAGAUCGUGAAUUGAAAACGGAUAAUGAGCAAUAUGUGAGGCCCCUGAUGACAAGAUUUACCAUGGAUUGCAUCGGAUCAUGUGCUUUUGGUAUUGAAACAAAUACAAUGGCACCAAACUAUGAAAAUAAUCCCUUUACAGUGAUGGGAACCCUGAUAUUUUCAGACUCGUAUUACAGAAACAUUAAGAACAUCGGCAGAGCCAUUUGGCCAGCAAUAUUUUACGGUUUGGGGAUGCAAAAUUUUCCAAUUGAUAUUGGUAAGUCGUUCACAAAAUUAAUGAAAGAAGUGUUUGCAGAUCGCCAAAACAAACCUUCAAACAGAAAUGAUUUCAUUGAUCUGAUAUUGAAUUGGAAGAAGGAAAGCUGUAUAACUGGAGAUAAAAUACAGAAUAUGAAAGGAGAUAUAAAUGAGAAAGUAAGUUUGGAAGUUAACGAUGACUUGCUUGUAAGUCAGAUUUCUAGUUUUUUCGCCGCUGGAUAUGAAACUUCAGCUACGACAAUGCAUUACACUUUGUAUGAGCUUGCGAAAAAUCAGGAGGCACAACAGCGAGUAUUAGAUGAAAUAGACGAGUACCUACUACGUCAUAAAAAUAAAAUUGGGUUUGAUUGUAUUACGGACCUGCCAUUUACUGAUGCCUGUUUUAACGAAGUUCUUCGUUUGUACCCGGUUCUUGGAAUUUUGACCCGUGAAGUGGUAGACGACUAUACCCUGCCAUGUGGAGCUGUCAUAGAGAAAGGAGUACGUGUUCAUAUACCAGUGCAUCAUUUGCAUCACAAUCCAGAUUUCUUCCCUGAUCCGGAAGAGUUCAGGCCUGAAAGAUUUUACGGCGAUGAGAAGAGAAAUAUCAAGCCCUACACUUAUAUACCAUUUGGUGAAGGACCUCGUCUGUGCAUGGGCAUGCGAUUUGCAAAAAUGCAGAUGUCAGCUGGUAUAAUGACGGUCUUGAAGAAGUACCGAGUGGAGCUGGCUGCGGACACGCCUCGGAAGGUAACCCAGUUCGAAGCCACGACCAUGGUGACUUUACCAAAGGAGAAAAUCAAGCUGAAGUUCGUGGAGAGGGAAGGCUGGCAGCAGCGUCAAUACAGUGCUUAAACGACCCAAAUCAUCUUUAAGACAACGAGCCUUACUCUGGAGUGGCUACUAAUCAAUAAGAACCUUUUGGUGUUAGCGUUAUACUACGAAUAUCAACAGUGACUAUAAACAUAGCAUUAACAACUAUUGCAUGAAAUUUUCUUUAAGGCAGUUACGUUAAAUCGUAAAACCUUUACAACGUCAGUAUCAGUUUAACAUUCACGGCUUUAAGCUUUUAAGUUCUGAAUGUAUUCUAAUUCAUUUACAAUAAGUCAGACGGAAGUCACUUCGUGUCGAAAUCUGACUCACCCUCCUCACACUCCUCUCCAGAGUGGUGAAGAUGCAACUGGAACUACAGCCAAAAAGAAGGAAUGCCAUCAUAAUACUGAUAUUAGUCUGCUUAUUCUCAAUAAUAAUUUACUUAAUUAUGCAGUUCCUUUAUUGUUUGCCGGUUUACUGGAAGAGAUCCCUUCAUGGAAUAAGUCCGCCAUUGCAAGUGAUUUAUUUAUUUUAUAACUAUGUAAUAUUUCUUGUAAUUGUGUAAAUUUUUGCGCAAUAAAGAUUUACAAACAAACAAACAAAUAAUCUGUAAGUAUAUGAGUGUGACACACACAACCAGAGGUGAAAUGAAGAGAUUGUGGUGUGAUUGGUAUAUACCACCAUAGUUCCGGUUGCAUACUCACCUUUCUGGAGAGGUGCACCUGUAGGUAUAAUUCUGUAUUGGAUAAUUUCGAUUUUUACACAAAGCGAUUCCCGUCUGACCUCCGCAACCUUUACAGGACAUACACCAUAUUGGAUGGUGUGUAGUGUUUCAUAUGAUGAACGUUUUAAUACUGUAUUGGCUGCUCUCGACCUGAUGACCAUCUUGAUGAAUAACGAAUACUACCAUUGGAUAAAUAUCGCGUUUGUUAACAUGAAUACCGAAUGUCGAAAUUAUUUGUUAUCCGCCAUGUUUUUUCGAUACAUAACGAGAAGGUGAUUAUUUUCAAAGACCUAAGAAUUACCCCCCAGGACUUAUAGUUGUCAUAGUCACUACAUCAGACAUACGCUUUUCUCACUGACCUCGAUUCCCACUUGUAAACGGGCACUGCGCAUGAGUCGACAUAAUGUGUCUAUUGGACAAGGAUCCAAUGACUUGCGCAAUUCUAUGUUUGAAUAUUGUAAUCAUUUUAGGGGUUUUAGUAAUAGUUAAUUGGGAUGUAGAAUAGAAUUAAAAUAAUUACAUCUAAAAUUUAUUGUCAUAUUUUUUUACUCUUUUUAAUUUUUAUAAACGCAUGCAUUAUAAUUGUUUUGUUUUUUCGCAAUUCCUUUAACAGUGUAAGAAUCGACCGAAUAGGAUGGCUCAGCGAUUUCCCUUUGCCUUCUAUAAAUUAGUUUUAAUACUAAGACAACGAAAAAUGAUUUUUUAUUGUAAAUAAAAAGCGGUUACAUUUGUA
This is a messenger RNA of Amyelois transitella, 3020 nucleotides long. Its product is annotated as cytochrome P450 6B5. Lineage: Eukaryota; Metazoa; Arthropoda; Insecta; Lepidoptera; Pyralidae. The record is from RefSeq and is a predicted model, not a curated record. Gene Ontology annotation, molecular function: heme binding; monooxygenase activity; oxidoreductase activity, acting on paired donors, with incorporation or reduction of molecular oxygen. The coding region runs from base 34 to 1605 and encodes 523 amino acids. The transcript is spliced from 2 exons.